This is a messenger RNA of Lathyrus oleraceus (garden pea), 1548 nucleotides long. RefSeq names its product protein ROH1. Bases 1 to 1296 code for a protein of 431 amino acids. The transcript is spliced from 2 exons. The record is from RefSeq and is a predicted model, not a curated record. Lineage: Eukaryota; Viridiplantae; Streptophyta; Magnoliopsida; Fabales; Fabaceae.
AUGCUUUAUCUUUUACAAACUUUUCUAUUUUACUUACACUUUAGACCAUUUCUUUCUUCUUUCUUUUUUUCAUAUUCAUUUCUCUUUCUCACUCAAGAGAAAACAACCUCAAACAAAAUGCCUGCAACUACAGAGAACAAUCAAAGCUCAUUUUUGGGAAGAAUAAGCAUUCGAAGAAACCAAAUAAGUUCAAUGGAAGGUAAUCACGAUCAAGAGCUAGAAGACCUUGAACUUUUCCAAAAACACGUUGGUGAUAGGUUCGCCGAUCUAUUAUCUUCCACAACGGAAGAUCCUUCCAGCGACGCUCUUCUGUCGAUCGGUUGGUUGAGAAAGCUUCUCGAUGAACUUCUUUGUUGUGAAGCGGAAUUCAAAGCCGUUGUUAUGAUGGGUCGUGACCCUUCUCAAAUAGCUAAACCACCUCUCGACAAACUCCUCCCGGAACUCCUUGACCGUGUCGUCAAAUCGCUUGAUGUUUGCAAUGCUGUAACUCUUGGCCUAGAUGCUGUUAGGAAUCUUCAGAGGCUUGCUGAGAUCGCAGUAGCUUCUCUUGAACCUAGACCCAUGGGUGAUGGACAAGUCCGGAGGGCCAAGAAGGCGUUGAACUCUCUUAUCACGGUAAUGGUGCAUGAAGACAAAGAAUGUGGAAGUAUCAAGGGAACUGAGAGAAGCAGGUCAUUUGGAAGACGAGGAAAUGCUAAUAAGGACCGCGGUGGUGGGAGUUUUAGAGCACUAUCAUGGACAAUGGCGAGAAACUGGUCAGCUGCAAAACAAAUUCACGCCAUGUCUUCGAAUUUGGCUGCUCCGCGCGGUGCGGAUUUGACGGGUUUGGCUUUGCCGCUAUACAUAAUGAGUACUGUGUUAGUUUUUGUUAUGUGGACUCUUGCUGCGGCGAUUCCUUGUCAAGAAAGGAACGGGUUGGGCACUCAUUUACCUUUUCCGAGGCAAUUGGCAUGGGCGCAACCCAUGAUUGGUUUGCAAGAGAAGAUUGCGGAGGAGUGGAAGAAGAAGGAGAAGAAAGGCUCUGUUGGAUUGUUGGAAGAGAUGCAGAAGAUGGAAAAAGUGGGACAAUUGCUUAUUGAAUUUGCUGAGUCUUUUCAAUUUCCCGCUGAAAAUGAACGUUUGGAUGAGGUGAGGGUACAUGUGGAGGAAUUGGCUGAUAUUUGUAGGAAGAUGGAAGAAGGGUUGGAACCUUUGCAAUUACAGAUUAGAGAGGUUUUUCACAGGCUGGUUAGGACCAGGACUGAGUUUCUUCAUGUUUUGGACCAAGCUGGGAAAUUGUCUACACCUACUGCAUAAAUUUUAAAUACUUUUUUCUUCUUUCUUUUAUGGAAUCUUUACCAGCUAGAUCUUAAAAUUGAAGGUUUUCUUCUUGAAACAUAUGUAUAUGGAAUGGCUAUAUCUUAGCCUACAAUGUACAUCUACAUCACUAUAGAUUUUAAUAGGCUUUAUUUGUUUUUGAAGUGAAAGAGGAUCACUCAACUACACUCACUAAACAUGUGAUGGUAUGCUAAGUUGCUUAAUUUGAUAUAUGAAUUUCUGAAUUCUGCA